UUGAGCAAUCAGAACUCUGAUCAAGACAUAGAUAAAGAGAGAUCCACAGACAUGUUCAAGUACAGAAAAUUAGUGCUCCGGCUGCUCCUCCUGGCUGCUGCUGCUGCUGCUGCUGCUGCCUCGGCGGGACAGAUCCGGGAUGCUGCCGAGGAGGUGGAGGUGCCGCCUGCACAUCGUGCUGCCCCGCCGCCACCUACUGCUGCGGGACCACCGGGAGGACCACUUGUGGGUGUGCCGCCGAGCUAUCCCUUGUUCUACCAAGCUGCGUGGCUGCCAUUCGGGCGCUACAGCGCCUCCAUUCCCAUCGUGCCACCACUUGCGGCACUCACUCGUGCCACUACCCCAUGAGCCAGCCCAAAGUUCGAGCCCUGACCGCCGGACACUGCAGUGGCGCCGCCGCUUCUUGUUGAAUUUUCAUGAAUUAUUUGUUACAUUU
This is a messenger RNA of Drosophila guanche, 436 nucleotides long. RefSeq names its product homeobox protein ESX1. The transcript has 2 exons. The coding region runs from base 52 to 348 and encodes 98 amino acids. Lineage: Eukaryota; Metazoa; Arthropoda; Insecta; Diptera; Drosophilidae. The record is from RefSeq and is a predicted model, not a curated record.